AUGGAAAGUGAAGAAGCAGAUUCCACCGUCCAAGCAGAGGUCGAUAUCCUCAUGUUCGAUUAUCUUCUCUGCGCAACAAUUGACCAACUCCUAUGCCACGGCAGAGCGAAGGCGGAAGGGCAGAAGCGAGAAGACCAUAAUAUCGAGUGGUACCUGAGAACGAUUGAAAUGUUGUUAGACCCAAGUAGUCUUUCGGAUGACAUAUAUACCAAAGACCGACUGUUGAAUUUUGCCGUGAUAUUUUGUGAUCGGUAUGCUUUACUACAGAACGGCGCUCCGGUGGUAACUGCUUUGUUCCUACUGGCCAAAUUUCUCGCGCUCUGCGAAGGCGAAGGACCAAGGGAGAGCUGGCCAGAGCUCAAGGAUGCCAUUUCAGCUCACCUGAUUAUGGCGGCCGCACAAGAGGAGCUCGCGGCGGCCGGCAUACAGUCAACCCCGGACUACGACGAGUGUAUUCACCGCGUGCACGAGGCCAUAGAAGAACAAUCGCCGGCGAAAGGACGACAAGGGCAUCUGAAAUACUUCCAGCCACCUUGCGGUUUGUCGCUAGAGAUCCACCCAUACUGCUGCAGCUAG
Messenger RNA from Aspergillus aculeatus ATCC 16872, 576 nucleotides. RefSeq lists its product as uncharacterized. Bases 1 to 576 code for a protein of 191 amino acids. Lineage: Eukaryota; Fungi; Ascomycota; Eurotiomycetes; Eurotiales; Aspergillaceae. The transcript is spliced from 3 exons. The record is from RefSeq and is a predicted model, not a curated record.